This is a messenger RNA of Prosopis cineraria, 1148 nucleotides long. Its product is annotated as 5-formyltetrahydrofolate cyclo-ligase, mitochondrial-like. The record is from RefSeq and is a predicted model, not a curated record. The coding region runs from base 85 to 936 and encodes 283 amino acids. Gene Ontology annotation, biological process: folic acid-containing compound biosynthetic process; tetrahydrofolate interconversion. Gene Ontology annotation, cellular component: mitochondrion. Gene Ontology annotation, molecular function: 5-formyltetrahydrofolate cyclo-ligase activity. NCBI's taxonomy places the organism in Eukaryota, Viridiplantae, Streptophyta, Magnoliopsida, Fabales, Fabaceae. The transcript has 7 exons.
GGUGUCUGCUGGGCCUCGACGGUCCUUUCAUAUUCUAUCUGCAACUGCAGCAGCUGAAGUUAGGGGAACGAUAGAGAGGGGGGCAUGCUUCGUAAUUUCAGGACAAGUAUUCUUAAGCUUAGGAUGAUCACUAAUGACGCCACGAAGUUGGUUCUCUCCCCUCUUCCGCUCACUAUAGCAUCGCCCACUCCCUCUGCUAACUUGCGCCCUUUCUGCACCAUGAGCACCAACUACGAUCCUCAGCUCGACCGCAUCUUUGAUGCAAAGCGGUCUUUCCGAACCCAAAUGCGCAGAGAACUGAAGAACAUGGACCCUAUUCUGAGAUCUCGAGAAGAUGAUGCUAUUCAGAGGGUUGUUUUAGAAGCUCCGUGGUUCAAGAACAGUAGCAAUACAUGUGCUUAUAUAAGUUCUAAUGCCUUACGAGAAGUAGAUACCUCAAAAAUUGUUUCAGAAAUCUUAUCUAACCCCACGACAGAGGGUCAUGUACAGAUCAAGAAAAAGCUUUAUGUGCCACGGGUAGAGGAUAGAAAUAGCAACAUGAGAAUGCUAAGGAUAUCAAGUAUUGAUGAUCUGGUCCUGAACUCAAUGAACAUUUUGGAGCCAACCUUAGUAGAUUGCAAUGGAAAUCCUCGUGAAGAUGUUAUGCAGGCAACUGACCCAGUCGACUUGAUCAUCCUUCCAGGCCUUGCAUUUGAUAGAUCAGGAAGACGGUUGGGCCGCAGUGGUGGUUACUAUGACAUGUUCCUGACGAAAUACAAAGAGCUUGUUAAGAAGCAAAAUUGGAAACAGCCACUUCUAGUUGCACUGUCAUACUCAAUACAAAUAGCGGAAAAUGAAAAAAUAGCUGUCACUCCUUAUGACGUUCACGUUGAUGCUCUGGUAUCCCCAUCUGGCGUCAUCCCAAUCAGUCCACUUGCUUUCAAGGAGUGUCACUGAGUGCAAUUCUUUGUUUCCGCACCUUGUAUGGCAAAAUUGUUGCCUAUAUCUCUUAAGAAGCCUACUUGUUCUAGUAUUAGCAUAGAGAAUUGAUUAAAAUCUCCUCAAUAAUUUAUUAAACGGUAACCAGUAAAAGUUCUGGGCAUUCCAUUAAUUUUGCCCAAAAAUCGACCUUUUUUUCCCUUGAUGAAAAAUGCAUGGCAUUUUCCCCC